AUUGGUCUCAUCUUUGUGUACCUCUGGCGGGGAGAGGUCUUCCCCAUCUGAGUGAUCAUUUGGGGGAACAGCUCCAUCAGAGUGCUACGAGGACUACUCAGAGUUUGCUCCAGCUCUUCAUCCUGGUCUUCAGGCUGCACCAACACAUCCAUCAGGUUCCCCUGAGGUUCAUCCAACAGGCCAAUGCCAGAAGCCUGGGUUUGGUCCAUCUCAGACACCCCUGUGGGAUAUGAAAGAUAAGGUGCCCACUUGGAUUUUGGAUAUAACGCCGUCAUCAUUUAAUGUUGUUGAGGCCAACUAUAAUCUUUCAAGAGCAUAGAAUAAUUUUAGAAACAUAAGAAAGAUGUGUCUCACCAUCAAUUAUAGAGUCAUUACUUUCAACGCUCUCAUUGGACUGCUUCACCUGGUAAUCAAUCUAUUUAAAAGGAGAGAGCAACAUUGCACAUAAUCCAUACGGUGACUCGUACACCAGAGAUGUUAGUGGUCAAUUACCUGGGAGUCAUUUGUCGUGUUGCCUUCUGUAAUAGAACAAAAUAAAUGGUAUUAGACAAAUGUAUAAACAAACUAAUGAUGUUAUCUAGCCAAUAGUUCCCAUUUACCUGUGAAGGAAUAUUCCCUCCAACUUGUUGGCCUCUACGGUGAGAAAGAGCUUUAAAUCAUAGCAAACUUACAUUGAAUACAAUAAUAACAGUCUAAUGUUUUUCCCUCAAUAUAUUAACAUAAUUCAUACAUUUUAAAUAAGCAAAUACAAUGGGCUUAAAUAUUUAUACUCUAAAUCGUUGUUUUUUUUUUACAGCCCACCACCAAAUAAGUAGAUAGGUAAAUGCUCUCAAUCAAAAAGGACAAAAAAAUAUAUAUAUAUGCAAACCUCUGCUUCUAUCCUGGAAAUCUCCAACUCUGUCGCUGUUAUGGACCGUGCAAUGUCUUGAGCAUGUAAGCACAUAAUGUAUUAGGCAAAGCAGAACUAUUGGUGUAACGAUCUAUAUUCAUUGAUUCUAAAGACGAUGGCAAACUGAGGCCAGGUCGUUACUUAAGUAUUGAACAAAUAUAAGCCUAAAGACAGAUAUAAAACAUGUCACCCAUAAAAAACGAACUAUAGUAUUGGUAAGUUACCUCCAUUUGUUUCAUGUUUGAAGUCCACCACCUUUGCACCAACCCGUUUGCUCAAUUUGUUAUACUGUAAAACAGAAGAAUAGAAUAGAGUGCAAAUGAAGUUUAGAUUAUUUUAUAAUAUAGACAUACAUACACACACACAACCAAUCCAAAAUCUAAAUGAUGGAUCCCCAGAAGCCUAACAUUUGUGUGAUGGUUCCCCAUUUUGGAGGUCCUUGAUGGGUGUACCCUUAAGAACCUCCCUUUUAGGUACGAAAAGGGUGCGUUUCUCCAUGAAAUGCCGCAAGAAAGCUGUGAGAUUUCCCCACUUCGAACUCGGAAGGCUGGUGUCCGAGGCAUCUGGAUCACACCAUUAUGGUGUAUGGCUUCGCCCGUAAAGAGAUUUAUUUUCUUUGUAUUUGUACCACGUUGGUCAUGUUAAUGUUGCGCACUUGAUUACAUUGCUACUGUAUUCCGGUCACCAAUUUAUGUAUUACACGGUCUUGCUGUUAAGUUGUGUUGUGUUGUUUGUCUUCGAGAUAGUUUGCUAAAGAGGCUAAUGUAGCUAACAAGAAACAACGACUGGCCAAUUUCAUGACACAAUCACAAAGACGAACGGGAACGCUAUAAGUGCUCCGACAGCGUGACAUCACAAGUCGGAAGGCUGGUGUCCGAGGCAUCUGCAUCACACCAUAAUGUGGAAUGUUUUGUUGGCUAAAAAAAUGACGUGAAAAUACCACUGAUGCAAAUGUUAAGUGAGUUAUAUUUUUCUAAUGCAAGAAAAUGGGGAAAAAACGCUGACUUUAACCAUUCCGAAGGCGAACAACUCUGGGUUGUUCGUAUCCACAUAUAGAAACCACGCGUGAGCAGGCCUCCAAAAAAUAAUGCACCGGAAUUAAGACAGGAAUUGCCAUAACUCGCAAUCAAACAAAAACAAUCAGCCCUGUUUUUUCAAUAAUGCUGUAAUCCAUUUGGAUGGUACGUUGGUACGUGCAAAUCGUAAGUUGCAGAUGCUGCUAUCCAUUUGGAUGUACGAAGUGGUAAAGUCGCCAAUCUCCCAGCUUUCUUGCGGCAUUUCACUGAGGCACGCCCCCUUUCGGUCGUAGUAUCUCGUCGCUUUCAAAGUAGAGCGAGCAGAUCUGUACAACUAGCAAACAAGAUGGCUGCGCCCAUAGUCAAUGGGGAUUGAGCUAUUUUUUUUUUGUAUUUGUACCACGUUGGGGGUUAUAAUGUCAAUUUUAAAUCCUCUUACACACUUGAUUUCAUUGCUGCUUUAAUCCGGUCACCAAUUUAUGGUCUUGCUUUGCGUGAAAUUCAAUGUAAAGUUGUGUUUUCAAGCUGGUUUGCCAAAGAGGCUAUGUUGCUAAUGAUGACUAGCCCGCUACUACCCCUCGUGGCUCGACAGAAACACGACAGCACUUGUUGAAAUAAAAAUUGGCGAAAAUGGCAAAAUAUUAUUGCAAUGUAAAAGGCUUGCAAUGUUAAUGGUUCUGUAAAGGCUGGCAACCAUUAAACACUUGAUUAUUUAUUUUUUCCAAAAUAGUUUUCUUCUUAAACUCGUCGGACACAAAUAGCAAACUGGAAGGCUGGAGCAAGGGAAAUACGUCACGUUCUCGCUGAAGCUGGUCGUUCGUACCAGCCUACCAUCAAAAUGGAUAGCAGCAUCAGCUUUCUUGCGCAAUUUGCGGAGGCACUUCCCCUUUUAGUCGCAGUAGAUUUCCCGUUUCUCAUUGGCUAGUCAUUGUUAAUGUUAGCUACAUUAGCCUCAUUAGCAAACCAGUUCGAAAACAAACACAACUUUAAAUUGCAUUAAAGGCACAGCAAGACCCUGCAAUGCAUACAUUGGUGCCCGGCAUUAAGUAGAAAUGUAAUCAAGUAUGUAAAAGCAUUUAAAAUCUACAUUAAUUACCAACGUGAUACAAGGUAAAAAUAAAUCUAUACGGGCGCAGCAAUUUUUGAUGACGAGCAUUACGUUCGCCUCACUGAACUCUCUACUUUCAAAGCGACGAGAUACUACGACCAAAAGCGGACGUGCCUCAGUGAAAUGGCGCAAGAAAGCUGGAAAAUGUGCGACUUACAACUUGCACGUAACGGCGUACCAUCCAAAUGGAUUACAGCACAAGUUGGCUUCAAAGCGGCCAAGGAACUCACCUCGGCUGUCUCGCUCAUAAGCCUCGCUGGCAUAAAUAUGUCAGCAUGCUCACUGAACAUUGCGUACACGACGAGUUGGUGAAACCGCACGCAUUUUCUUCACAAAAUGCACAUGCGGCGACAUGUCAAGUUUAAAUUCAGUCCAUCCUACUACAGUGGCCGACUACUAUGGUCGCUACACAACGCCCAGACAAUUGACAAGUUGACCCAUACCUUUUCUGUCAAUCGGUCCAGAAUAUUCACAUAGUUGCUAAUAUUUUUCUGCAUAGACCAUUGCAUUUCGUUUUCCAUUUUGUCGACAAAUAGGGGAAGAUAAGCUUGUACUGGCAACCGGUGGCUUCGAGUUCAGCAGGAUUUUGAAGUCGAGUUUUUCUUUAAAAUAAAGAAAUGUGAUUGGACCGUGCGAAUACGUCAUAUAGUUCACGACGUCAUCGACCCGCGACUAAAACAACAAGCUGUGUUCGAAAUCGUUCCCUAUACACUCACUCACUAUUCCCUAUAUAGUAUAUAGUGUUCAUGAUAUAGUGCCCUAUAUAGGGAACGAACAAACGAGAAUUCGGACACUACGCUGAACAUUUCCAAACAUCAUUUGCGUCAGUAAAUGCGCUGGGUAUUUGUGUGACGCAGACAGAUGCGCCCACAUCAUGUAAACAAACCCGGCACUCACGAGGAAAGCUGGAGGUUGUAUUGAUGUUAAAUGUUACAUUUCCUUGAUCAAGUUUUUUUUUUUUAUUAAUUAUGAAUGUUACAUUUGCUAUGUUAAAUCCAAAAUAAAUUGACAUUUCUAAGCGAAACUCCAUCGUUAAAUUUAUUCGUUUUCGCGGUUAUUCAGCUUCUUCUUCUCCUCCGGAAAAACACGACCGCAUUGCAUUGUGGUAUACGGGAGUAAUAUGUGUGGAACAUCGUAUGUACACUAACAUUGUGCACUAUAUUAUAUACAUUACUACAUUGUGCAUGAAAUUAACCACUGAGAAUUCGAACACCACUACAGAAUGGCGAGCCCCCUAUAUAGUGCACUAUAUCCUGAUAGGGAACGAUUUCGAACACAGCUCAUGUAUAGGAUGUCAAUGGGUCAAUGCUCUAGUCUAUGCACAGAAGCUCCCGCGAGGUUUUAAUGUCACGUGACAUGUCGCAUAGGGAAGUUAUCGCCAGCAUUUCUGACUAUUUGAUCCUAGAAUGCAUUCUGUUAUGCGAGGCAACGCAAAUGAUCUGAAACUUCAUUCAGCUACCCGAUCCGUUUAACCAAUACACUGUUCUUCCAUAUACCCAUAGAAAAAUAACAUUGUCGGCAUAGUCAACUAACGAGGUUGACAUCAGGAAUCUUGUUUUUUCUUGACGAAAUGAAUGGAAAUAAGCUACAAGAUGCUUUGAUCGCAGCUGCCCUUAAGCAUGCAGAUAGAGUAGCUGUCACAUUUGAUAUGGGCUCAGGUCCUGAGAAUUGCGUUUCGUUAUCAUACAAAGACGUGGUGGGCCAUGGAAAUGAAUUGUCUUCUUCUCUGCGGAAUGUAUGUCGCGAAAAUAAUGGCCUUAUUGGGUUGUAUGUUCAAAAUGACUUGUAUCUUCCUGUCUGGAUUUUCGGAAUUCUACAGUUACCAGCUGCCUAUCUGCCUCUUAAUCCAGAUGUCCCAGGAAUUCUGUCCGCUCGCAUAAUGAGCAUGUGUGAUCUGAAUUACUGCACUCUGCAGAGCAGUUUGUUUGAACAUUUCCAGAAGAAGUUCUCCAAACUGAUUACUGUGGAGGUAUGUGCUGUGUGGCCCGAUUACAACCUGACCCUUGUGAGAGUUCAGCCGCUGUCAUCAGCUGUCAUAUUGGACCUAGGGACACAGCAGGAAGGAACUCGGAGAGCUUGUGAAGGAUGGCCCCAUGCCUCGACAUAUCUUGCUGAUUACACCAAAAAAGGAGAUUUUGCAUAUGUGCUUCACACUUCGGGAACUACUGGGCUUCCAAAAAUUGUAAGGGUACCACACAAGUGCAUAGUACCCAAUAUACAGCAUCUCAGAUCUUUAUUCCAGAUUGGUGCAGAGGACUUGGUUUUUCUCGCAUCGCCGUUGACCUUUGACCCCUCGGUGGUAGAGAUUUUUCUUGCCUUGUCAUCAGGGGCUCGGCUGCUCAUUGCCCCCUCCGUCAUCAAGAAAGCGCCCAAUCGAUUGGCAAAACUGCUCUUCAAAGAUCACAAGACAACUGUCCUACAGGUUACGCCCACUUUGCUGGGACGUUUCGGCCACCGCACGCUCACAGAGGAGGUGUUGUCUGCAGGCUCUUCCUUACGGGUGCUGGCCCUCGGCGGGGAGGCCUGUCCCUCCCUAGGCCUGCUGCGGAGCUGGAGACAGGAAGGCAACAGGACUCAGAUGUACAACGUCUAUGGUAUCACAGAGGUGUCCUGCUGGGCCAGCUGUCACCAAGUCCCUGAGAGCCUGCUGAAGUCCAGCCAUCAAGCUGCGUCUUCCAUCCCAAUAGGAGCCCCUCUGCUGAACACCAGUGUGGAGGUCCGAGAUGAUUGGGGCUGUGUCAUAACGGUGGGCCAAGGGCAACUUUUUAUAGGUGGACAGGAAAGGGUAUGCCUCAUCGACGAUGAGUCCACGAUGGUCCCAGGAACGAUGCGAGCCACUGGGGACUGGGUCGAGAUGGAAGGCAAACAUCUCCACUACCUGGGACGGAGGGACAGGCUGGUAAAGCGAAAUGGCCAACGCGUGAACUUGGACACAGUGCAACAAGUCAUGAUGAGUCUCCCUCAGGUGGAGUCAUGUGCCGUGGGUCUGUUCAAAGGCUUACGACUGGUCGCCUUUGUCGUAGCGUCACCAUCCGUCUACCAGGUGGCAGCGACUCCUCUUCAGGCGGAGCUGAGCCUCUCCGUUCCCGGGGAUCAUGAGGGAGACUGGGGCUUCUUAGAUGACCUCCCAGAGGACGGGAGCAGAUCUGAUCCCCCAAUCAGAGUCCUUCACAGGGUUGUCCUACAGCAGCUAUCCCUGCUGGUUCCCAGUGCCAGCAUUCCAGACUCCUUGGUUCUAGUCCAGGCUCUGCCGCUAACUGCUCACGGAAAGGUGGACAUGAAUGCACUGAUGAAGUUAUACCAACAACAGAGGGAACAUUUGGAGUCAGUCAAUUCAUUUGAGAAUAUGGCUAAACUCAAACAGAGACUCAUCUGUCUAUGGCAGGAUAGUUUGGGUCUUCCGGAAGAUGCAGUGGUUGAGGAUGACUCCCUCUUCCUGUUCAGUGGAGGUGACUCUCUGAAAGCCCUACGUCUCUGCGAUGACAUCAUAGCAACCGUCGGACUUGGCGUACCGGGACUUUUAGAAGCCAUACUUGAAGGGUCGUUCACAGAGGUGGUGUACCUCGUUGCGAGGGCAACACGGCUCUCCCCCGCAGCUGACAAUAUUCCAAACGCACCCUCGGCUAGGAAACGUUCAGCAGACCAUCCUGCCUCUUCAACCAUGGUCAAGAGAGAACACACAGAAACGUAUUCAGCACCACAUCAUCUACAUGGACCAGUAGGUUCAACUGAUGGCAGACUUACUAAAGUACUGAGGAGGGCUGGUCAGGUACUGGAAAUGAAUGUGAGCAAUCCAGAGACCCUCAGCGGCUCUCACUGUAAAACGAUAUCGGCAAACAUCAAGAAUGAUUAUUCAGCCAAAGAUACUAGCGAGACGGGGAUCCAGCAGGCGUUGGUCCCAGAGCUUGAGCCAAGAUCCCCAGAGCUGCGUGUGAGAUGGUCUUCAGACAUGGGUCGCUGUGUGGACGCCUCGCCACUGCUGGUAGUGGUGCAGGACAGCGAGGCCGGAGGAACUGGGUCAAAAAAAGCUACGGUGUUCAUCGGCUCCCACUCUCACCGCAUGCAGGCCCUGGACCUGACCACCGGGGGGCUUCUGUGGGAGCGCGUGCUGGGAGACAGGAUAGAGUCGUCAGCCGUGGUGAUGCGCUGCGGGACCCAGCUGGCAGUAGGUUGCUACGAUGGCGCUGUGUACUUUCUGUGUGUGGCGUCAGGGGCGAGUCGGUGGGUGUUUGAGACGGGUGAUGCCGUGAAAAGCAGCCCUGCGGUGGACCCCGCCACAGGCUUGGUUAUCGUAGGUUCUCAUGAUGGCCAUCUCUAUGCCUUGGACCCGCAGGCGCAAAAGUGUGUAUGGAAGUAUCACUGUGGUGGGGGGGCAGUUUUCUCGUCUCCAUACCUCGAACCAACCCGGAGGCGCCUUUACGCCGCAUCUUUGAGGGGUCACUUUGUGUGUCUCUACCCUGACAGCGGAGAGGUGAUGUGGACAUACAACCGAGAGACUCCCUUCUUCUCCUCUCCCUCUGGCUCUCCUGGCUGUGUGGUUAUUGGCUCUGUGGACGGAAACAUCUGCUUCUUCAGCGACACAGGGCAACUGCUGUGGCAGUUUCUGGCCAAAGGAGCGGUGUUCUCAACGCCAUGCUUCACACCCGACAGGCAGAGGGUGCUGUGCGGGGCACACGACGGUUACGUGUACUGCUUGGAGACCGCCGGUGGCUCCCUGGUCUGGAGCUUCCAGACGUCGGGCCGGGUUUAUGCCAGCCCAUUUGCCUUUGAGAGCCGAUCCGCCUUGGGCAGAGAGCAGGUUCUGGUGGGAGUUGCCUCAACUGACGGCAUGCUUUGGAUCCUAGACGAAAGGGACGGAUGCAAGAUCGCUUCUCUCAGUCUCCCCGGAGAGCUGUUUUCCUCGCCCGUGGUGUGGGAGCGCACCCUUUUGGUGGGUUGUCGUAACGACAUGGUGUACUGCGUAGAUCUGACGAACCCGCCGAACAAAGAGGAGCUGGAAGGACACGCCCACAUGGAAACACUUCCAGGGACAGGAGAUGCAUAGCAACGUUAAUACCCACAAAUAAAGGUAAUCUCACUGAUGUCCCUCUAGGGUCUCAAUUACAAAUUCUCUCUGGAAACCAGGUUUGGGGAUCAAGAUCACAUGUACCUUUGACGGAGAAAUAAGGAAUCUGGUGGACAAUUUGUGUUUCAGACAUUAGCAUUUACUUAACAUUAUUCAGAACAUUUUGCAUUUCGUAAGAACUUCCUCAUGAAUACCUAUUAAGUGGGACAAAAAAGUGCAAUUAUUACCAAACAUAUUUGUUACAUUUAACACUGUGCAACGCUACACUAUUGUACACAACCAUAGGUAUAAACAAUAUGCCCAAGUGACUCUGCCUUAGGUGGCCCCUCGCUGACCAAGGCCCUGGUGGAACCCCUUGACUUACAUACGUGAUUCCUUAAAUAGAGGUCAUGAUGUCUUACGUACAACUCAUUACAUCAAAAGGUGAGGAAGAUAGCGUCGUAGAAAUCCAUUUGAAACGUUAUGACAAGCUAACCAGUUCAAAUCACAUUAAAAAGGAAGUGAUGCCCACAAACACAGUUGUGUUACAGUAGGACAGACACAAGAGACAUAUAUUAUAGCGAGUAGGUAGCCAUAUUCUAUUUCUCUCACUCUUACUCUGUACCCAGUCAAUUGAGUGUUACGUUCAUCACCAUAUUGUGACAGCAAUGUACAAUUAACAGUUAAUGCCCAAUAACACUGUCAGCCUUUGACGCACUGUUUUUAGCUAUGCACCACGAAGGAUUUCUGAAAGAUUGUAUUAGCGUGCAUGAGAUAGAAAUUGUGUCAACCGUUUCAUGGCAAAUUAUACAAUAGCUUCUUUGACAGUUGUCACAGUCGUCACGGACACAGUGCACAUUGUUAGGCUAAGUACAGGUCGCAGUUCAUAAAACAAAACUGGAGGCUCUGAGAGGAGAUGGCCUAUCUGUGUUUAAGUGCAAGGGAAACUCUUAGCAUUAAACUACACCAACAUUGGAAUGUAACAAAGGAGAUGACUGUAACACUGGGAUGCUUGGUGGAAAGUUCACCCAGCUCUGUCCUCCAGGUAAGUUAAUGAAAUCGUUUAGCCCUUAAAACAAUAUUUUGAAACCCCCAUGUUGACAAAACGCUGGCUUUGACAUUCUUCCCCACAAGCCGUUGGUUAAACUCUAUUGAGAUGAGGAUAUAAUAUGGGGUAUCUUUAGCACAGGAUCCAUCUACAACCAUGGGGACCACAAUGGCUACAAAAAAAAGUAAGUAAUUUGGAUUGGCUUUUGCAACGGAAGCCAUUGUUGGUAUUGCCAGUGGAUUUUUGUCGUUCUUAAAUCCGAGGUGCUCAGAGCUGAGAGCAAACAUCAAACUGACAUGUUUCUUCUAGUGACUGGCGUUACUUUUUCCUUUCUAUUUUCAUUUGACUAUUAAAUGCAUGCUUGCAAUACUAAUGGUUAGUAUAAAAGUAUGAUUUUGUUUUGAUCUUCUCGUAUAUUUCACGGUAAAUCACACUUUAUCUUGAUUAAUAUACCAACCAUUGAAUGUUUUUUUUGUGUGUUUUUCUUGUUGGUUUUACAGGGUCAGGUGGUGGGACGUUGAGUAGGACCUGGAGCUGAACUGCAAUGAAGGGGAUAUUAUUGACACAGUCGGUGGGCAGUGUGCAGUGUGGGCUACUUGAUGAUCUGAGGGCAGUCACUCCAGGCUUUGGCCUUGCGCUUGGCAAGAGCCAGCCAGGCCGGCUCUGUGCACACCUGGGGAGAGUCACUGGAAGAGAAGCGCUUGGACACCUCCUUCACAGCAGGGGGCAACGAUGUUGAGUCUGCAAUCUCGACUACACCGCAAAAAUGAAAAGCAUAGACCAUAGCGUCCGAUGGUUAAGUGACGAGCUUCUUUGGAAGACAAAUGGAAUAAUGCAAUACUAAACAGCGUAAGGCAUCAACGUAUACCUAGGUGUCACUUGUAAUACGAUAACACGAUAACAGAAUGGGUCUGCUACUUUUUUUUGCAAUUUAAUGUGAAUGACGAAUACUACGUUGUAGUUUCUUCUUGAAGUGUGUAUUACGAUAGAUACUUUGUCAUUUGAACUUUAACUUUAAAUAAAUCCAACUUCUGUGUGAGCGUCAUAACUCUUGCUUGAUAAGCUCUCUAAGCACAAUCAACUGUCAUCAAAUAUGUAUAACAUUUAUAAAUUAAACAGCACAUGGGAACAACUUGCAAACCAUUUAUCCAGCUUCUUACCGGUGACAGAGCUGGGAAGAGUGUUUGCUUUCUUCAGAUGUUCUCUCCGGUCAAAGCGUCCCAGAAGACUAUCUGGUCUCUUGGGCUCCUCGGGGGUCAGAGCUUUUCCUGGUCUAGGGCCCGGGGUUCCCCUGC
Molecule: messenger RNA, 10400 nt
Organism: Gadus chalcogrammus (walleye pollock)
Lineage: Eukaryota; Metazoa; Chordata; Actinopteri; Gadiformes; Gadidae
Gene: aasdh
Product: aminoadipate-semialdehyde dehydrogenase
Exons: 14
Coding region: 4584-8057 (1157 amino acids)
Biological process (GO): amino acid activation for nonribosomal peptide biosynthetic process
Molecular function (GO): protein binding
Source: RefSeq, a predicted model, not a curated record